This is a messenger RNA of Cryptotermes secundus, 963 nucleotides long. RefSeq names its product histone-lysine N-methyltransferase SETMAR-like. NCBI's taxonomy places the organism in Eukaryota, Metazoa, Arthropoda, Insecta, Blattodea, Kalotermitidae. Gene Ontology annotation, molecular function: nucleic acid binding. The transcript has 3 exons. The record is from RefSeq and is a predicted model, not a curated record. The annotation marks the transcript as partial.
AUGACAGAUGCACUUUGGUAUGUAUCGAACGACACCCUUCACCACGACCUUGGCAUCUCAACCAUCUCUGAUAUAAUCCAAGAGGUUGGCAGCAAACACUAUGAUCGACUAGAGACGCACAUCAAUCCAUUGAUGAAGCCGCUACUGGAAGAACCCAAAAAUAGACGCUUGAAAAGACGUCUUCCAAUUGACCUCAAUGAAAGUGUGAAACCGAUUGAAGUUCAUCGACGGAUGGAGGUUCAGUAUGGUGAUGCAUGCUUGUCACAGCAGCACGUGUACGAGUGGAGUAGGGAAUUCAGAAGUGGUAUAACGUCUGUAGCAGAAGCUCCUCGCCCGGGUCAGGCGCACAGAGUUGUGACCCCUGAGUCUGUUGCAGCAGUUGAAGCCCUAGUGAUGGAGAAUGGCCGAGUAUCGGUGGAUGAAAUAGCUGAAAGUCACAGAUCAGCACACCGUGUCAUUCAUGAUGUGCUCCGGUUUCACAAAGUGUCUGCAAGAAUCGUUACUGGCGAUGAAACUUGGGUCCACUACCACCAACCAGAAACAAAGAGAACGAGCAAGGAAUGGCGUCAUUCCUUAUCACCAAAACCCAAGAAGUUCCGGACGCAGCCAUCUGCAGGGAAGAUUAUACUGAAUCUCUUUUGGGACGAACGAGGCGUACUCUUGGAGCACUACACGCCUCGGGGGAACACUAUCACCAGUGCCUCAUAUUCAGAUCUCUUGAAGAAUCAUCUUCAACCUGCAGUCAGAUCAAAGCGACGUGGACUUUUGACUAGAGCUGUCCUUUUGCAACAUGACAAUGCUCGGCCCCAUAUUGCCCGUGCAACAGUUGCAACAACCCAAGACUUGCACUUUGAAUGUCCUCCACACCCGCCAUACUCAUCAGACCUAGCCCCAAGUGAUUACCACAUGUUUGGGCCACUCAAAGAGAAGAGUGGAGGAAAGCAGUUCCGUUUUGAUGAAGAG